Molecule: messenger RNA, 4387 nt
Organism: Saccostrea cuccullata (small rock oyster)
Lineage: Eukaryota; Metazoa; Mollusca; Bivalvia; Ostreida; Ostreidae
Product: ras-related protein Rab-11B-like
Exons: 7
Coding region: 210-824 (204 amino acids)
Biological process (GO): vesicle-mediated transport
Cellular component (GO): endosome
Molecular function (GO): GTPase activity; GTP binding
Source: RefSeq, a predicted model, not a curated record
CUAUUUUUAGAGUGACAGGUGUUUUGCGCGUUCGUCACUUUGUAUGUGAUUUUGAUCGACGACUUGACAUUGACAGAAUGUGAUGUAGAAUUUUUGUGAAUGUUCAUUUAGUAUUCCUCAACUUUAAUAACUGUUAUUCAUUUGUGGCAGUAGGAAAGAUUAACACAGAUCAGGAUUGGUUUCAACAGACUGAAGUAUAGGUGUCCAUUAUGGGUGCAGAAGACCAGUAUGACUUUAUAUGGAAAGUGGUUCUGGUGGGGGAUUCUGGUGUAGGGAAAACAAACCUUCUGUCCCGAUUUACGAGGAAUGAGUUCAACGCAGAGAGCAAGACCACCAUCGGAGUUGAGUUUGCCACAAGAAAUGUUCAGAUCCGAGGUAAGACCGUGCGGGCUCAGAUCUGGGAUACGGCAGGACAGGAAAGAUACAGGGCGAUAACUAGUGUAUACUACAGAGGUGCAGUAGGGGCACUUGUCCUCUAUGACAUCACAAAGCCCCAGACGUUUGAAAACCUAGAUAAAUGGAUCAGCGAGCUAAAGGAGCAUGCCGAUCCCUCUGUGUGUAUAAUGAUAGUAGGAAAUAAAACGGACCUGAAGUCACAGAGGAUCGUAUCAACGGAGGAGGGCCGAACACUAGCAGAAAAAUACCACUAUUCUUUCAUAGAAACCUCAGCUUUAGAUGCCUCCAAUGUUGGGGAGGCCUUUAACAAUCUAUUAGUUGACAUAUUCAAGAUACAGACAGAAUCCGAGAAAUCGGACUCUUCAUCGCGGAUCGUACCCCAGGAAAACAAGGGGGGACAGGAUCAGGGGAGUCGCUGUGCGUGUUAGGACUAAGUUAGGAUUCUUGUGGUGCUAACUGAACAACAGACAGACAAACAAACCAAAGGCUUGGUCCAAAGUCAACAAUAAUAACAGAUAAACAGAUGGACCAUAUGAUGGGACCAGAUCAAUGUCAAUUACCAUAUAAGUAGAAAUUUUUAGCGAGGAUUAAAUUUUGGCAUUAUUAGGGAGGUUGCUGAAAUCGCUAAAAUUAGAUAGCGCUGAAAAUAAAUUGUGUUAUAUUUGUAAUAGGUUCUUUAGUGAUCAUUUGAAAAUUGCUAUAAUUAAAUCUUGUUAAAAAUAUCAAUUUUUAAGGACAAAUCAUUUAAUUUGUAUCUCGCUAAAAUUUCCACUUAUACGGUAUAUAAAAUUGUUCAAAUUUUAUCAUGGCUUUGAUGCACAAUGGCAUGAAUUAACAUCAAGCUAAUUUUAUCUUCAGUUCUUCAUAUAUAAUAAUGCAUUGCUUGAUUUUAAUAAGCAUUGCUAUUUAAGUGUUGGUGAUGAGUUGUCUUUUCUCUUUGAUUUGAAUGAGAUAUAUGUAUGUUGUUUUGGAUGGAUUUUACAAGUGAAUUGUCUUUUAAUAGUCUUUCACGGGUUUGUGAUUCAACAUUUACAAGAAAAAAUUCUCCUGAGCUUCCCAAUGUAAACUUUACGUUUCUAAAGAAGCUUUCUCUAUAUUGAUGACAAUAUUUUGUUUUUAAUUAUUUUUUCUAAACUUCAGGUGGUUGUGCUAGUUGGUUGUGAGAGAGUUAGGUCCCUUUAAUACUCUUAAUGUAAUUGAAUGUUCAAAUGACCUCCUUUUUCCUGAAUAAAAUUGACUAAAAUGACAAUUGAAUGGAGUUUAAGUGAGUGUAAACAUUCAGAAAAUAUUGUUUUUGUAAACAUUUUACAGUUUCUUAAACAAAAGAUUGUUAUGAACAAAAAAUUAGCUGUAAGCUAAUUUACAAAUUAAAAAAAAAAAGUAUCAAAUCAAUUUCAGCGUCUCCUGAAUAAUUAUUGUUUUCUAAAUGUAAUUGUUUUUCUUUAUAUGUAUACUGUAUGUCCUAUAUUUGAAUGGUAGAAUAUAUUUCUGUUUACUUAAAUUAAUCAUAGUUCGUUAGCCCUAAUUAGGUUGUUGGAGUUAAUUGGCAAACCUUUUUCUGAAAUAUUAUGCUAGCUGUGAUUUAUUCAGGUUGUGAAGUAUAUGUAAUUAAGCAUGCAACAUAAAUUAUUUUGUUUAUAUGAAUUUAAUGUGAUGACUUAUUUGCUAUAUUUGGAAAAAUAUGAUUUUUUAUAUCAUUGACAAAUUCAACAAAAUUAUUUCAUAUAUAUUAAUUUACAUGAAAUUUAAUAAUUUUUUUAGCAAAAUCUAUUAAAAAUGUGAUACAUACAAAGUCUACUAAAAAUGUGAUUAAUAUUUUAUAAAAAAUAAAAUUACAUAUUUUAGCAUUUGUGUUAGUAUAUCAAACAUUUGGUAGAAUUGUUUCUGAAUAAAAUGUUAAUUAAGCAGGCUUACUAACAAAAUCUAGUCAAAUGGACAUUUAUUGCAUGAAAGUUAUUACAGUAAAACUCUGUUAAAGUGAAGUCCCUAGGACCUGUGAAAUUACUUCGCUAUAUCCAUAAAUUUUUUAUAUAUGUAUAUGGAAUUCGUUAAAUUUAUAUAGUUCGGCAUCCAAGAUAAAUUCGCUAUAUCAGUAAAUUUGCAAUAUCCAUGUUCGUACUAAAUGAGUUUAGCUGUUUCUCCUGGUUCCAAGCUCAGUGAAGACCCCAUGUCAUGAUGUGCUUUUAAUUUUUUUUUUCAAAUUUCUAAGUGAAAAUUAAUUUUGCCAGGCCUGAGAUUUCUUCUUCAGUGAUUUACAAAACAUAUCAAAGGAUUUAUUUUUGAAUAUAUUGACUGGCAUGUAACUUUUUGUGACUUUCUUUUAAUAUUUUUCCUUUACAUCAGUCUUCAAGCAUGUGCUUUGACCAUAGAAUGUUACUUCAAGUUCUGAUUUAAAAAGUGUUUUUUUCAUUAGGGACCAAAAUUUUAGUGAAUGGACUACAGUUAAAAAAUAUUAUUACCCUAUAUACUCACCUAUAAGUCAGAUUUUGGGGAGUUAAACAGUGGUCCAAAACUAUAUGUCCGACUUAAAGGCGAGAUAUAAAAAUAUUGGUAUUUUAGAAGGCUAAUCUUUCUAACACAACUUCAAAAAUACAACCGACUUAUAGGCGGACGGACAUAUAGAUGAGUAUAUACGUUAAUGUUGGGACCAAAGUGUAUAUUUUUUUUGUAUAUAUAGUCGCUUAUUUACAACCAAGGAUUGUAUUUAGCGUUCUUAAAUGAAAUAAAUGUUAUGACUGUAAAAACUUUUGUAACCAUGCAAACAGGUAAAUGAACUUAGUGACAUUGUAUCAUGGAAAGAGAGAGUAUAUGGGUAGCAUUGUGUACCCACAUCAUUUAAAUAUUAUUUUAAAUUGAAUUAUGGGGAUUAUAAAAAAUAAGUUUUUCAUUUAAUACAAUGGGGGAAAAUGCUCAUAACAAGCAAAACAUUCAUACAAAACUAAAGAAUCAGAUAAUUAAACUACUAUUGUCUUCCUUUUUUGGCAAUUUUUUCUGUCGUAUUUAAUCUUUUAUGCUUUGUUUACUUUGAAUCUGUUUUUGACAUAUAGAUAUAUGAUUGUGUAUUUUAUUCUUGAUAUAUGCAGAGUAUGUGUGUGUAUGUUUCGGAGAGUAUUUAUUGUAAAAUUAUAAACAUAUCUAAAUAUUUAAGAUUUCAUGUAAGGGGUUCAUAAAAAAUGGAUAAGACGAAAAAAAUAUUAUACCAAACAAAAUACCCGACCUAAUAGAAAUAUAUUCUUUUAAUAUCUAAUAAAAACGUCUAUUAGCAUUUUUAAAAGGGGAAAACUCAAUUUUCUGGUUUACAUUGGAAAAAUUGUAAAUUGAGGCCAAAAAAAAUUAAUUUCUUGGUUCUCAGACCCUCCCUUAUCUCAUCCAAGGGCGCCUCAUUGACCCUUUUCAUUGCUAAAUCAAUAAAAUAAAAACAACAAAUCACCUCCCUCAUCAUUUUUUGAAGUUUUGUACAUUGUAAAAAGCUGCCUCAUCAUGUUUUGGGGGCAAUAAAAAGUAAAAAAAAAUGCCUCCCUCCCUCAUCAUAUUUCUUGAAAAAAGGCCUGAGAACCAAGGAAUUAAUUUUGCAUGGCCUGAGAUACCCCUUUUCAAAUAUUUCAAUGAAAAUGAUCGAUGCGGCACUUUUUGUGCUGAUGCGGCGGUGCCUAAGAAACUAUUGAUUUUUUUUUUUUUUGGCCUUGUAGAUUAACAUUCUUUUCUCUCCCCCAUAGUUAGAAAUUCAAGAAAGCAAAAAUCUGAAAGUGAUUGUUUCUUUGGGAAUUAUAUUAUCUUUCAAUUUCUAAUCAUAAAAAUAUUCCAGUUUUAAAGACAAGCUUGGAAAUUUUCCUUCAUUUACAGCCUGAUGAUAUUGUCUUUAUAGAGAAAAGGUUUAGGAAUAGAAAAUUAAAUUAUUAUUUACUUUAAAAGAGUUAUUUUUGUGUUCAUAUUUUUUUUUUAUAAUGAACAAAUUUAAUGAUACAGAUUAUUUUUUAAAAAGAAAAUCAUA